AUGCUCCAUUCCGGACGUAUCGAGAUUCAGACAGUACGCUGGGACCUCGAAGAGUUGAUUAAGAGGCACGGUACAAAAGGCAACACCUACAAGCUUUACAAAGUUCGGCGAUUCAAAUGGACGUGGGAGUUGAGCGACAUCAAGACAUUGCAAGACAAGCUGGAAAGAUCUAGAAAACAGAUACAUCUUGGUCUCACUGAGAUGGUUGCAUCGUGCGGAACAGCUCAGAGCCAUAUCCCUAGCCACGUUACGCAAAAUCAUGCAACUAGCUGGCAGCGCUAUGACAUUGUCGAGUUCCUUAUCAAGACGUGGAAUCUCGGCGGGGUAAGGCGGGAUCAUUACACUGACCGCGGAGCAGUAUUAUGGGCUCGCGAAUUCCUCGUCCAAGCUGACUCCUGGCAACUUGACGACCGGCAGAAGUGGCUUCUGGGGAAGGUGGCAGCACUAGGUGACGACGUUUAUAACAGGAGCGACAAAGGGGUGAUGGUUCUGAAUGGCCCACAGGCGGUAUUACAGGGCACCGAUACGCUGAAAAGGCUUCUCGUUACGGAUCCAUUAGCGGUCCACAACGCUGAUGACUGCAACAUGACGGCGCUCCACACAGCGUGUAUCGUGGGAGAUUCGGUCGCUGUCAAGCUACUAAUUGAUGCGAGGCUCCCCCUGAAUGCCUGCGACUGUUACGGAAGGACUCCACUAAUAGUGGCGCUAUACAACGGGCAGUACUUCUGUGCUCAGCUUCUGCUCGAUACCAAGUGCAAUAUUAGAGUCGUCGAUAAAGAUGGAUAUAAUGCUCUUUGGUUCGUAAUGAAGGAAGAUAUAACACCGACAUUUGAGCUGCUGAAGCACAUAAUCACCGAAGACCCGAAGGGUGUCGCUGCUACACAAGACAUACUCGGCAGAACGCCGUUACACUGGCUCUCUAAGGUCUACGGGCCUACCGAAUUGGCCGAGCAGCUGGUGACGCUACUGCUACAAGCGGGGGCCACUCUAGAGCCACUCGACUCCGAUGGAAUCACUCCACUAAUACACGCCAUAAAUGAAGACAACGCCCUGGCCGUACGAUUGCUGCUCCACGCCGGCGCCAACCCAAAUCCCCCACUUGACACCAAAAAUGGAGCAAACAUCCUCCAUAAAGCAGCGACGUGGGCCAAGCUCGACGUCCUCGACGCUCUCACCGACGCAUAUAUUCUCGGCGUUGAUGUGGACGAACAAGAUCGAGACGGCGAUAGUCCACUAGUUUGCUGGAGAUGGCGCAGGUACGGAGACGAAGAUUGUUUACUCAUCGGAAUGACUCGUCCUACAGCUCAAGAGAAUCGUGCGUUUGAAGCUCUCCUGCGAGGCGUCAGAGACCGAACCUUUCAAGCAGACAUAGAUCUAUGCAUCGAAGUACUCCAGGCAGCCAAGGGCGAGGACUAUCUACGGGCAAAGGAGCUCAUUGACCCGUCUCCAAUCGACGAGGGCGAGAAAAAGGAUGGAUAUAGAGGCUGCAAAGCUCUACGGACAAAUAUUCUCCUGCAAAUAAAAUCCGGGUUGUGGGACUCUGCAAUCACAGAGCUAGAAGACAUGAUCGAGACUCGCCGCCAUCGCAUGAGCAAAUCCCCCUUCCAAGAGGAGUCAAAUCGCUACUAUGUAGAUCCUGUAGAUGACUCACAAGAGGGUGAGAGCGAAGAGGAUGGUGAUGAGAGCGAAGGGAAUAGUGAAGACGAAAAAUACGAGUUGGCCUGGGGUGGUGAAGAGAAUGCAGAUGCAAGAGAAAUUUCAAGUAUUUCGGAAGCAUUGAAUGAGUUGGACGAGUUUUCUGAUUUCCUGGGACCGGAGGCAACAGACGCCAACCCAGAUGUCCCGUCUACUAAUGAACUAGACAUCCUCUCUGAAGCAGCGCCGUUCUCUAAACUCGACCCCGACCCGCCUAUAAUGAAUCCCCCUACACUGACAUUUGGCGAAAAAAGUCACGAGUCAUCAUCAAAGAGCUACGUAGCGACAACAUAUUCAGAUGCGGGGAGUCUCGGCGAUUCAAAAUUCGACGAAUAUGCCGUCGCUUUUGCCGACGUUCUCAGCCAUUCACUGUCGCCAGACUUCUCGCAGCAUAAUCUAGAAGCCAUUUGCAAUUUGCUUCCCACGCUGCUGGAGGCUUUUGCUAGUCAAAUCGCUUACGAAACUCACCAGAGGCUACAGCUGCAAGUGAAAUACUUGGUGCAUCGAGACCAGUUGUAUGUAUACACAGACCCGAAGGUGGAACUUGAAAGUUGA
Phaeoacremonium minimum UCRPA7 is the source of this 2250-nucleotide messenger RNA. RefSeq names its product putative ankyrin repeat protein. NCBI's taxonomy places the organism in Eukaryota, Fungi, Ascomycota, Sordariomycetes, Togniniales, Togniniaceae. The transcript is spliced from 4 exons. Bases 1 to 2250 code for a protein of 749 amino acids. The record is from RefSeq and is a predicted model, not a curated record. Gene Ontology annotation, molecular function: protein binding.